This is a messenger RNA of Fusarium mangiferae, 429 nucleotides long. RefSeq lists its product as uncharacterized. NCBI's taxonomy places the organism in Eukaryota, Fungi, Ascomycota, Sordariomycetes, Hypocreales, Nectriaceae. The transcript is spliced from 2 exons. Gene Ontology annotation, cellular component: cytosol. Gene Ontology annotation, molecular function: deaminase activity. The record is from RefSeq and is a predicted model, not a curated record. Bases 1 to 429 code for a protein of 142 amino acids.
AUGUCGCAACUCAAGAAUUACACUUACGAAGGCGUCGGCGAGUUUCUUACCAACUUCCUCAACUACGCCCAAGCUGUCCGUGUCGGCGAUCAACUCCAGCUCAGUGGUCAAGGCGGCUGCUUCAUCAAAGAUGGCGACCUCGUCUUCGCAGAGACUCAACUUGAGCAAAUCGACCUGGCUUUCGAGAAUGUGGACAAGGCGCUAAAGGCAGCUGGUGGAAAGGGCUGGGAGCAGGUCUUCAGAGUGAACUCGUACCACACAGAAAUUACACCUGAAGUCGGGCAGAGAAUGGCAGAGAAUUACAAGAAGUGGAUGCCGAAUCAUAAGGUCAUUUGGACGCAGAUUGGAGUGAGGCAGCUUGGUGUUCCGACGAUGUAUUGUGAGAUUGAAGUGUCAGCUUAUAACCCGGAGGGGGCAGACAAGGAAUAA